Hippocampus zosterae (dwarf seahorse) is the source of this 4019-nucleotide messenger RNA. Its product is annotated as potassium voltage-gated channel subfamily A member 3-like. The record is from RefSeq and is a predicted model, not a curated record. Gene Ontology annotation, cellular component: voltage-gated potassium channel complex; membrane. Gene Ontology annotation, biological process: potassium ion transmembrane transport; protein homooligomerization. Bases 239 to 1768 code for a protein of 509 amino acids. The transcript has a single exon. Lineage: Eukaryota; Metazoa; Chordata; Actinopteri; Syngnathiformes; Syngnathidae. Gene Ontology annotation, molecular function: protein binding; delayed rectifier potassium channel activity.
GGAGCUGCUUUGUGUUUGAGGGCGGGGAGUGGAGCCUGGAAGGGGGAUCCUGCUUGCUGGAGCGAACAUAUCAAGCGCGUCACUUGGUUGCGUGGACGAGCGCCCGGUGACGGCCGACAGUGGCUCGGCGGGUGGGUCGACCUCAGCACUUCAGUCUCUGGAGGGGGGGGAGGCUUCCCUCCUCCCACCACUCCACCCCUCCUCCCUCCUCCCUCCUCCCUCCUUCUAGGCCACCUGUAUGGACCGCCGGGACUCGGGCGUGAUCCAGUCACCCGCGUUCCCCUCUGGGUACCUGAAGUGGCUCACUCAUGACGAUGACGACAUGACAUUGGAGAAUAUGCCGGAGGGGGCUACGCCGACCCAAAGUCAGAACCUGCACCACUUUGGUAUGUACGAGCUGGGCUGCUGCGAGCGCGUGGUCAUCAACAUCUCCGGUUUGCGCUUCGAGACGCAGCUGAAAACUUUUAACCAGUUCCCGGAGACGCUGCUCGGCGACCCCCACAAGAGGAUGCGCUACUUUGACCCCCUCCGGAACGAGUACUUCUUCGAUCGCAAUCGACCCAGCUUCGACGCAAUCCUCUACUACUAUCAGUCCGGCGGGCGCAUCCGGAGACCCGUGAACGUGCCCAUCGACAUUUUCUCCGAGGAGAUUCGCUUCUAUCAACUCGGCGAGGACGCGAUGGAGAAAUUCCGAGAGGACGAAGGCUUCAUCAGGGAGGAGGAGCGCGUCCUGCCCAAGUAUGACUUCCAGAAGCAGAUCUGGCUCCUGUUUGAGUACCCGGAAAGCUCGGGUCCGGCGCGGGGCAUCGCCAUCGUGUCCGUGCUCGUCAUCCUCAUCUCAAUCGUCAUCUUCUGCAUGGAGACCCUGCCGGAGUUCCGGGAGGAGCGCGGCCAAUCCGCGCAGCUCAGCCGCAAUUCCAGCAUGAUCAGCGGCGUCCCCUCAUACGCACCGAGCCCCUUCACGGACCCCUUUUUCGUCAUCGAGACCCUGUGCAUCAUCUGGUUCUCCUUCGAGCUCAUCGUGCGCUUCUUGUCGUGCCCCAGUAAGACUUCCUUCUCUAGGAACAUCAUGAACGUCAUCGACGUAGUGGCCAUCAUCCCUUAUUUCAUCACGCUGGGCACCGAGCUGGCCGAGACGGAGAGUAACGGGGGCCAGCAGGCCAUGUCGCUCGCCAUUCUUCGCGUGAUCCGCCUGGUGAGGGUCUUCCGGAUUUUCAAGCUCUCGAGACAUUCCAAGGGGCUCCAGAUCCUGGGGCAGACCCUCAAGGCCAGCAUGAGAGAACUGGGCUUGCUCAUUUUCUUCCUCUUCAUCGGCGUCAUCCUCUUCUCCAGCGCGGUUUACUUCGCCGAGGCGGACGACCCCACGUCGAGCUUCAGCAGCAUUCCAGACGCUUUCUGGUGGGCGGUGGUCACCAUGACGACGGUGGGCUACGGCGACAUGCACCCGGUGACCAUCGGGGGGAAGAUCGUGGGUUCUCUGUGCGCCAUCGCCGGCGUGCUGACCAUUGCCUUGCCCGUGCCCGUCAUCGUGUCCAACUUCAACUACUUUUACCACCGCGAGACGGAUGCUGACGACCUGCCGCCGUGCGCCCUGAACGCCAGCUGCGACCACCUGCCCAGCGCGGAGCUACUACAGCCGCGGGGGUCGUGCGCUUCUUCCGGCAGCCUCGGAAAGGGAGGCCAUGCCGGGGUGGAGGAGGGCGUCAAGCAGCCUCAUUUCAACAGCCACAACUGCGUGAAUAUCACCAAGAUGUUUACCGACGUCUAAAGUGGAACACUGGGACAAAAGUAGCAACAUUGUUUUUUUUUAAAGUGUGUUAAUAUGUUUUUUAAAAUCAUAUCUGAGGGGAGUAAAUGUCCGUCUUUAUUUUUUUUUAAUUUAUACAACUAGCAAUGAUAAGCUAUCAUUUUCCACACGGCAUACAUUACUCACAAAAACUUAGCUGACGUUGGGCAUUUGGGUGAAAUUUUAGAAGGAACCGAAAAUGCGCUGGAAACCUUUCAGGUGAACUUAUUUUGACCUCUAAACAUCAACUCUUCCAUUUAAUACUUGCCGUUGUUUAAACAAAAAGCCGAAAAGCCAAAUUAUUAACCAAUACUGUACAUUUACUGGUUAUAUUCGAAUUAAACAGGCCUCUUCAUCGUGCUGUUCACAUUUUGACAUACACGAUCAACAGUGCUGGCCACUCAAAUGAGAAUGACAACCAAGUCAUCAGCCGAUUGCAACAAAACAAAAGACUGGAGAAGUCACCGAAAGUGGACAUCUUAGCAUAUUGGGCCAUGUCUCAAACACCUACCGGUACAAAUGUAAAUUGUGCUAUUCGGUUCCCUAUUUGAAAACAGCAAGAUAUGCAAAAAGUGAUGAAACACUUAACAGUUCAACACAUCUGUUAAGAAAAAACAAAAUGAGGUAAUGCUUCAUUUUAGAUUCAUCCUCUAAUUUCAUCCCAAAACUGUACACCCCAAUCAACUGAAAGUUAAUCGGUAGUAUUAUGAUUAUUGAUCCUAAUUUACUUUUCGAAGUGUUUGUUUAAUGAGAAAAUAUAGAAGACCAUUGGCUUGCUUACUGUGUAGAUAUACAUGUUCCCUGAUGGUGCCUAUACUUACAUAUCUAGUGUGUGGGGAAGGGUGGGCGGUUGUUGACUGGGUACCGAAUCUGUACAUUCACAGGCCAUUUUAUUAGGCACACUCGCACUGAUAAUACAGUAUUUCCCAAGCAUUAUUGAUCCAGAGCACCUAUUUUACAUUAGAAAAAUCUCAUGGCACACCACCAAACAAAACUAGUACAAAAAGUAAAUCUCACAAAAUGCUUGUUCCUGACCGCUGCAGGUUAAUUGUGUACCUUCUGCCAUCUAGUGGAAAAAAACAUUUAACUGUUCUGCGUGUGACUCGACAGGCACUGGAAUGAAUGGAUGAACAAAAACUCCAUCAUUUGCCAUACAUUUAUUAGAGCAUUUUUUUAGGACCGUUGAAAUGAAGUUGGAUCAUUUCCUGCGGCACACUUGAUGAUCCCUCGUGGCACAUCGUCUGCUGAGAAAGCAAAGAAAAUACUUGCUUUUCAUUGCUGUCGGGGCAUCAGCGAGUUUGUGUUCUUUAUGAUUGUCAUGCAUUACACUGACAGCUUUUUCUAACAGUUAAGCACUCCUCUCAGAAUAGUACCCCAUACUCAUAAAAGCACCCCUCUCACUGUAAUAGUUUUGUACAAAUAAUGUUUAUGGUUCGAUGAUUCUCUGUGCAGGCAGAGUUUCUAGUAACAUUUAAACAUUCUUACCUGUCAAAUGAGGACAAAGGCAACGUAACCACAAUGUCAUAAAAGUAAAAUAAAGCAAAACUGCCCGCCUUGACAACCUGACGUAACGGAGAGCAAACAGGAAGGCAUUUUACAAACCGAUACUGUCAGCCAGCGGCAUUUUAUGUCUAUUGCUGGAAUUUGUAUGAAAUUGAAUAUACAUAAAUGAUUUGGGUCCCAUGCAAUCCUCUGCUGUUAAAUUCAUUAAUAUAUUUACAAAAGGAAAAUCUCAGAAUUGGAUCGCAUUAAGCAAAGUAAUAUUGAAAAUCUUGACAAUUUUUUUUAAAUUUUAAAUAAGGGAGCCCAAACAUGACAAAGAAAAAGUUGGCCACAACUAUUGUCCACACGCAAGGAUUUACCAUUGUAAAUAUCGAACCGGUGUCAGGAGAUCAGGAAAGAAAAAAAAAACACACACACCAUAGGAGAAGAACUUUGUCCCGAUUAUCAGCAUGUGUGCCUCAGCUUUUUAUUACUCGAGUGUGCCGAAUGUUAUGUGCUGUCAACUUUUAAAGUCAAACUUCAUGUGUCAAGCUUCAAAUGUUUUAUUGUCAAGUGGCUAGAGUACAGAUACAAAUGUGUAUUGUUUGUAACGAUCAUCACUUGUGAAGAUGAUAAAUCAGGUAUAUAUUCAGAUAGAGUGCCGAUCGUGAUGUGAAAGCCCGUCUUGAAUGAUUGAACUUCAGAGUUGCCUCUAUAUAAUGUAAAUAAAAUGGAAAUUGUUCCAUCAAAA